Messenger RNA from Marmota monax (woodchuck), 4022 nucleotides. RefSeq names its product FA complementation group C (gene Fancc). NCBI's taxonomy places the organism in Eukaryota, Metazoa, Chordata, Mammalia, Rodentia, Sciuridae. The record is from RefSeq and is a predicted model, not a curated record. Gene Ontology annotation, cellular component: Fanconi anaemia nuclear complex. Gene Ontology annotation, biological process: interstrand cross-link repair; nucleotide-excision repair; cellular response to oxidative stress. Bases 952 to 2709 code for a protein of 585 amino acids. The transcript is spliced from 15 exons.
AUGUCUUAUAUACAACAUAAGUAGCUUUCCAUAUCUUUAAAUCAUAUUCUUCUAAAAUGAGACUAUGUGCUUUUAUUAUAAGUUAUUUAAUUAAUUAAUUGCUCACUUUUUGAGAUUUAGGAUGUGUCCUUUAGCAUGCAGAUGGGACUGCUAUGCAGUUGGGGUGUCUGGUGGCCACUGGCGGCCAUGUUGGAUCCAGCCAGUUGUCAGUCAGCCCAUUUGAAGAGGCACCCUGUCUUCAUAGGUAGGUAAGGUUAGGGUGGGGUAGAAAUGCAGCCAGGUGGGGCUGGGGUUGUGGCUCAGAGGAAGAGCACUUGCCUAGCAUGUGUGAGGCACUGGGUUUGAUCCUCAGCACCACAUAAAAAAAUAAAAUAAAGUUUUGUGUCUACCUAUAACUAUAAAGUAAAUAUUAAAAAAAAAGAAAAGAAAUGCAGCCAGGUCACCUGGGCAGUAUGAGAUUAGCAGGGUAAUAUUUUGCUAUAUUUUCCUAAUAACACUCCACUCCAGAAAACUUGUAAUACUAGUUCCAUUCCCAUCAACCUGUGUGUGAGUGACCACUGUAUUGUUUUUCAGUUGCUAAUUCUAAAGGUUAAAAAGUAGUAUCCUUUUGUUGAACUCUGCUUAUUUUAAUUGAACUUAAAUUUUUUUUUUUUUUUUUUUUUUGGUACUGGGCAUUCAACUGAUGGGUGCUCUACCACUGAGCUACAUCCCCAAAUUGAAAAUUGACUGUGUUAAUUUUCAUUUAGUGAGCAUUUAGUAGGUACUUGUCGAAUGAAAGAAUAAUCAUGUUUCUUGAUGUGUCAGUCUUCUUUACUUACAUAGGAAUAUUGUUGUUUUUUUGUUUUUUUUUAAAAAGAGAGAGAGAGAAUUUUAAUAUUUAUUUUUUAGUUUUCGGCGGACACAACAUCUUUAUUUGUAUGUGGUGCUGAGGAUCGAACCCGGGCCUCAUGCAUGCCAGAUCCCACGUGUGCUCAGUCCCUUCAGUGCUGGCAGGCUGCUGUGGAGCGACGUCCAUUCCCUCUUUCUGACAUGGCCCAGGAGUCUGGAGACCUGGCGUCUGACUGUCAGUUCUGGCUGCAGAAGCUCUCUGGGUGGGACCAGGUCUGCACUCUGGAGACCCAGCAGGACACCUGUCUUCACCUUCCUCGGUUCCAGGAAUUCCUGAGACAGAUAUAUGAAGCCCUGAAAGAGGCGGAUCCUGCUACGAUCAUGGAAAGAUUCCCCACAAUCCGUCAACUGUUAACAAAAACCUGCCAGAAUCCUUUUAUCUUAGCAUAUGAUGAAAGCCAGAAAAUUGUAAUAUGGUGCUUAUGUAGUCUGAUUAACAAAGAACCACAGAGUUCUACAGAAUCAAGACUUAACUCCUGGGUUCGGGGUUUGUUAUUGCAUAUACUUUCAGCAUUCAGAUUUGAUGUAAAAGAAGUUGGCCCUUUCACUCAGUGUCUUGGGUACGAGCCUGCAGAUUACUAUCCUGGUUUGCUUAAAAAUAUGGUGGCAUCAUUAGUGUCUGAGCUCAGGGAGGAUCAUCUUAAAGGAUCGAACACUCAAAGACGGAUGGCUCCUGAGCGUUUGAUGUCCCUGUCACGCAUCUGUGUCCCUCUUGUUACUCUGCCUGAUUGUCAACCCCUGGUGGAGGCCCUGCUCACCUACCAUGGCCAAGGGCCUCAGGAGGUCCUCUGGCCCGAGCUCUUUGAAGCCAUCAACGAGGCCUUUUUGCUGAAGAAGAUCUCUCUCCCCGUGGCGGCUGUCACCAGUCUAUGGCUUCGGCACCUUCCCAGCCUUGAAAGAGCAGUGCUAUGUCUUUUUGAAAAGCUCGUCUCCAGUGAGAGGCAUCGUCUGAGAGAGAUCGAGUGCUUUGUCAAAGACUCAUUACUGCCUCAAGCAGCCUGCCACCCGGCUGUGUUCAGAAUUGUCGAUGAGAUGUUCAGGUGUGCACUCCUGGAGACGGAUGGAGCCCCGGAAGUCCUGGCUGCUCUUCAGGUGUUUACACGGUGCUUCCUGGAAGCUCGGGACAAGGAAAACAAGCAGCUGAGGUUUGCGUUCAAGGCCUACUUUCCUCACGCCCCUGCGUCUCUUGCCACAGUGCUGUCGCAACUUCCCGAAGGUCUCCCCCAGGGACGCUGGCUCCAGCGACUGCAGCUCAUCUCCCAGCAGCUCAGAGAGGCCGUGGAAAACCAGCCCCAGGGAUCCCGUGGAGGGCCCCUGCAGACCUGGUUUCUGCUCGCCCACUUUGGAGGAUGGGCUGACGUGGCCGCCGAGCAGUUACUGAGGUCGGACAUGGACCCGCCUGCAGCCUUGCUGUGGUUCCUGGCCUUCUACCACGGCCCUCAGGAGGGGGCCCAGCAGAGAGCACGGACCAUGGUGCAGGCUGAGGCCGUGCUCCGCCGCCUCCGUGAGCUGUCGGGAAGCGCCCACCUCUCGGCCAGGGAUCUGCAGGCUUUGGGGGAGAGCAGCCCGGGGGACCCCAGAUCGCCUGCGUGCACCCAGCUCAUCAGGCAGCUCCUCCUCACCUUCCUGCUCUGGGCUCCCAGAGGCCACACCGUCGUCCGGGAAGCCACGGCCUUUAUGGCCCCCACCCGUGACGUCACCCAGGAGGUUAUUGGCUUUCUGGACCAGACCUUGUACAGAUGGGACCAGCUGGGCACGGGAGCCUCUGGGCCAGGAGCACUGGCCAGGGCACUCCUUCAAGAGCUGCGAGCGCAAGUCUAGCGGGGACGCAGGCCCUGAGGCGCCGUGGGCCGGGUGCCAUCUGCCGAGGCUGCGCCCCAUCUGUGGAGCGCUCUCUUGAGCUUAGAGACUGAGCCAUCGCCAUCUCGGGAUGGUCAGUAGCACGUAGGACAAAAUGAGAAGCCGUGUGCUUGACCAUACUUGGCCCCUGUACCCACAAGUGACCCCAGAGGCCUGCCCAGCCCAGGACACCAGCCAGGGACCUCAGCAGGAUGGGCUGUUCCAUUUCUGGUCCUUCAAGCGAGGUGUGGGACUUUUUUUUUUUUUUUUUUUUUUAAUGAUUCAAAGUCUUUAGACGAAAAUCCGGUCAACUGGGCCUUGGUCUGAAGCUUGGCCUCUUCUCCAAGGUGCUUCCCAGGGCUCAGGCUGCUGUUCUCGGGGACCUGAGAAAGGUCAUGGACUCUGGCUCCCUGGCAUUCUUCCUCUAGGAGUGGACCCCUCAGGUUUCCCCCAGGGCCCCCUGACCAGCCCAGGGGAAAGCUGCUCACCAUGGGGGGUCCCUGGUGCUGAGCAGAGGAGCACAUGGCGCAGGGAGCCAGCCUGGCCCAGGGUCUCGGCCCUGGGUCAAUACUGCCUGCCACCAAAGGGCUCCUGCUACUACGCAAGGGUCCACAGUGGCCCUGGAUGCAACAGGAGAGGGUGACACCGCACCAAAACAAGAAUUGGGUCCUAACAGAACCAGCGGCCCUGAGUCAGUGUCCCUCAGUUGAGGACGUGGUUCAGCCUCAUUGUGCCUUGCACUGCCCUCGGCUCUGCUGUGGAGGUGUGGAGUGACCCGGGGCACCCUCUCGCCCUCUGGUUUAUGUGAUGGACGUCUUUGGGUCUUGCUCCUUUGAGGUGUGAGGUUUUGUGGGGUUGGAAGUUCACCUUUAGGGGAAUCACGCUGCUGAAUGAGCCAGCCCCAGGCCCUGGGGCCUGGGCCUUUCUGCUGGGGAACGUCUUGGUGUGGACAUCAGGGUCACUGUGGUGUAAAGGUUCCUCAGAGUGCACAGUGGCCCUGGAAGGAGGGCUCCCUCCUGUGCUGACUCUGAACCAGAGCCUGGGGACCUGCCCUGGGACCUGGGGUCAGCCCCUGUGGACGUGACGAGAGGCUGGAUUUGGUGGCAGCACGUGACCCCAACAGGAGGGGCCCCGGAGGCAGAGCCCCCGUGUGGGUGGGCUCCAGAGGAAAAUGCAGAGCGUCCUCCUCACCGCCAAGUCCCCAGUCGCCCUCCCUGCUCCCAAGUUCCCUGCGAUCCCACCUGACCCUGUGCCCCGCAGUCUCACAGCAAAAAAUAAAGCCAGGUGCUUUUCCA